Molecule: messenger RNA, 795 nt
Organism: Metarhizium robertsii ARSEF 23
Lineage: Eukaryota; Fungi; Ascomycota; Sordariomycetes; Hypocreales; Clavicipitaceae
Exons: 1
Coding region: 1-795 (264 amino acids)
Source: RefSeq, a predicted model, not a curated record
AUGAAGGCCAUUGUUGUCCUCUCGGCCCUCGUGGCCGUUCAAGCAGCCAAGACAACGCCCAGGCCUACGACGUUGGACAACGGCGAAGUCGUGUCGCCGCUCGAGACGUGUAACGACUCAUGCAAGAGCUCCUUUGCCAGGCCCAGCGAACACGUCAAAACCAUAAAAUCCAAGUUCAAGACCAAGACCAAGGCCACGACGGUCUCGCCCAGUGCCGAGCCGGACUUGUCCACGGCCCUGGAUUUGGGACCCGGAACAGCGUUCCCGCCAUACGUCUCCUCGCCGGAUUGCACCCAGACGACGACGGUCGUUGGAGCGACGCACCCGGCCGUUGUGACACCCCCUUCAACCACUUCUAAGCAGGGCAAGGACAAGGACAAGGACAAGGGCAAGGGCAAGGGCAGCAAGACGGAACACAGCGAGGCACCAUCACCAACCUCACCACUCGAGGAGCAACCCGCCAUCACCACCACCAGCGUGCUCUGGAAAGAUUGCGGGACUUGUGCGCUCUUCUGGACAACGGCCCAGUCCACGUAUGCUCCUCGCGUCACGGUGGCUAAUCCCACGGAUUACACUUAUACAAUCACCCAAGUGAGCUGCCUGACUAUUGCUCAGGUUGAGAGCACCGGGACCAUGUUGACGGAGCCUUCUGAGACUACUGAGGCUGCGUCGACGGAGCUUCCUGAGCCUACCGACGAAGUUCCUGAGCCUACCGACGAAGCUGAGUCGACGGAGCUUCCUGACACUACCGUACCUAUAUCGAUCGAGCUCGCUGAGCCAUCAACCACGGCUUAA